CCUCUCUUUCCAUGCAAUUUCCCCAACGUCUUGCUCAAAAUGUCAACGGAUUGAAGCUUUUUGGCCCUUUGCAGGGUUUUCAGCUAGCUCUGCUGCUCCCGAUGCAAGAUCUCGUGCGAGAACGGAGGAAAAUGAUGGAUUCUAGAGAUCUCUAGUGUUUUGGCAAGUUUCAUGUUGGGAUAAUCGAGAAAAUCUGAGCUCUUGGAGGUUUCCUUGUGAGAUAUGCUGAACAGCAGCGGCAUUGCUAGAAAAUCGAAGCUUUGUAUGAGAUUCUAGGGUUUCUGUUGAAAGUCCUAAUUCAGGUUGGCAUUCCUGCCUUAUCUGCCAUAAAAGCUCAAAGCUUCAAUGCGUCUGCUGUCCAAACUCAGUUUGCCAGCAUGUACAAGAGCCGCUGUGGUUGUGCAUGUCAAAAGGAAAAAAGGCUUCUGCACUAACUGCUUAAGACUUGCUCUACUGAUAGAAGAAAACCUGGAUGUCGAUUCCAAUGGGGGUAAAGUGGAUUUUAAUGACACAGAGACGUGUGAAUUUUUGUUUAAGGAAUACUGGGAUUUGAUAAAGCAGCAUGAAGGCUUAUCAGUGCAAGAUCUUCAUGCUGCAGAUGCCCUAAUGAAGAAGGGCGAGAACUAUGAGGAACUCCCUGAAGAUGAAAGGGAUUUAAUCUUUGAUGUUGGUGAAAUGGACCAAAAAAGUGAUGAUGAGUUUCCAUUAAUUGGAAAAUACACAGAAUAAGAUGUUUGGAAUUCCUUUUGAUACGCUUUGAUUGGAAUUCCUUUCUGUUCUUGGAUUUGCAGCUCGUGAUUUCCGUUUUAUCCUCUCAGGCAUAAA
Messenger RNA from Magnolia sinica, 825 nucleotides. Its product is annotated as zinc finger CCCH domain-containing protein 44-like. The record is from RefSeq and is a predicted model, not a curated record. The transcript has 3 exons. Bases 346 to 729 code for a protein of 127 amino acids. NCBI's taxonomy places the organism in Eukaryota, Viridiplantae, Streptophyta, Magnoliopsida, Magnoliales, Magnoliaceae.